CUCCUUCGUGACCGCAGUAGCUAUGCCGGUAGCACAAGGUGGUGACUAGACGGGGAAGAAGGAUUUUCCUCCGUUGGAUGCCGCGCACGCCUGAGAUGAGAUGAAGCCGAAGUCAUGGUUUCUGAAGUCAGAGGAUCCUCAUCUUCGCCCCAUUCCGAAGCAAAGCUUCGAUCACCCCAUCCGGCAAUUCCCCGCUUCCUGAUCUCCCAAUCAAGCCCUGAAUCGGCCAAAUUUACUCUCGAUCCCACCCCAAUUCAACCCGCCACAGUCUCUGAUCCUGCUCCUGCACUUGCAUCCAAAGCCCGGUUCCCGUUGGAAGACCUGUGACCCCUGCGGUCUGGGCGGAAGGCUGAAGGCUCGGCUGCCCUCGGAGCGGUCGCCAUGGCCGUGGAGGUGGGCGGCCGGCGCGGGGCUGCGGCGCGGAGGAAGGCGAAGGAGGCGGCGGUGGGCGCCGCCGCGAGGCUGCUCUUCUACCCGACGCUGCUGUACAACGUGGUGCGGAGCAAGGUCCAGGCCGAGUUCCGGUGGUGGGAUGAGGUCGAUCAGUUCAUUUUGCUUGGAGCUGUUCCAUUCCGCAGGGACGUUCCACGCUUGCUGAAGCUUGGGGUGCAUGGUGUGAUAACCCUAAAUGAACCAUUUGAGACUUUAGUGCCGUCAUCAUUGUAUAAGUCACAUGGGAUUGAUCACCUUGUUAUUCCUACAAGAGAUUAUAUGUUUGCUCCUUCACUUAUGGAUAUUAAUCAAGCUGUUGAUUUCAUUCAUAGAAAUGCAUCUUGUGGGAGGAUAACAUAUAUUCACUGCAAAGCUGGAAGGGGGAGGAGUACAACAAUUGUCUUGUGCUAUCUGGUAAAGUACAAGAAUAUGACACCUGCAGCAGCUUUCGAGUAUGUGCGAUCGAAAAGGGCUCGAGUGCUGUUGACCCCUUCUCAAUGGAAGGUGGUUCAAGAAUUCAGCAAGAAGAAUGCGGAGCUUCCUGCUGUCACAAGCGAUUCCGCAACAGCAUCUCCAGCAAGGAAUGCCGUACCAUUAACAGAAGCAAAUUUGGUUGGCAAUGAUGCAACGGAGGUUAUUACAGAGGACGCCAGCUUGUCUUGCCACAAGACUACCCCAUCAAGGCCAAUGAUUAAGAUGCUGUCAUGUUUGUUUCCUUCUCAUUAAGGGAUCUGAUGAGUCCUCGCUUACUGGACGCCGAGUGUUCGAGGUCCGUGCAUAUUAGCCCAAUACCAGUUUGUCUCUGAAGUGAUGUGCCGAUCUGUAAGGAAGGCAGUCGUGUUGGCAUAAUGUAUUCGAAAUGCAAAUAAUUGCCGAUAUUCAUCCAAUUUGCCUCUAUACAUACCUUUAUCGUGUCUA
Phragmites australis (common reed) is the source of this 1350-nucleotide messenger RNA. RefSeq names its product phosphatidylglycerophosphate phosphatase PTPMT2-like. The record is from RefSeq and is a predicted model, not a curated record. The transcript is spliced from 6 exons. Gene Ontology annotation, biological process: protein dephosphorylation. Lineage: Eukaryota; Viridiplantae; Streptophyta; Magnoliopsida; Poales; Poaceae. Gene Ontology annotation, molecular function: phosphatidylinositol-4,5-bisphosphate 5-phosphatase activity; protein tyrosine/serine/threonine phosphatase activity. The coding region runs from base 382 to 1158 and encodes 258 amino acids.